UCCGGUGAGGGGGGGUGGGCAGUGUCUGCAAACAGAGUGCGUCACUCGGUUAGUAAGCGCGGCGGCGACCUCCGCGAGGAAAACAGCACAAAGAGCAAAAGAGCGCCGCUGUUCGUCACUCUUCACCGCCGCGGCUGCUGCAGAAUGGUGAAAAUCACGUUUAAUUCCGCUUUGGCGCAGAAGGCGCUGGGCAAAGAGGGCGACGGUCUCGUCGGGGAAAAGGACCCGGAGACCGCCUCCGUGUACAACGGGGAGAGUUCCACCGGCCGCUGCCUGCUCACCCUCCUGGGCCUGGCCUUCAUCCUCACCGGGCUCAUAGUGGGAGGAGCUUGCGUGUAUCGCUACUUCACCCCCAAGAAACUAUACCAUGGCACCAUGCACUUCACUGAGCUGGACAGCGACAGCGUGCCCAUGUACGUAGCUCGCCCGCCCUACUACCUGCCCCGCAUCGACGAGGAGCUGGAGAUCCAUGAUAACGUGGCCAUCAUCAACGUGCCCAAGCCCCGCUUUGGGGAGAGCGACCCCGCGUACAUCCUGCAUGACUUCCAGAGGAAGCUGACCGCGUACCUGGACAUGACCUUGCGGAGCUGCUAUGUCAUCCCCCUGAACACCUCUGUGGUGAUGCCCCCCCAGGACCUGCUGGACCUCUUCGUGCAGCUGAUGUCUGGCUCCUACAAGACAUACCUGGUGCACGAGGACCUGGUGGUGACGGAGCGUGUCGAGGACCUGUCCAAGCUGGGCUACUACAUCAACACGCUUUGCAGUGGCAGGGACACCUACCGCAUGCAACGGCGCAGCGAACUCAUCAGCAUACAGAAGCGCUCCGUUGAGGACUGCUUCUCCAUCCGCCACUUCGAGAAUAAGUUUGUCACCAUCACCAAGAUCUGCAAGGCCUGAGCGGGCCCUGACUGGGUGGGGGUGGGGUGGGGGGUCAGAAAUAAAGGCUCUGCGUGGCAAGUAGGUGCCGUGGUAGUUGGGGGAGGGGUGCUAGAGGGGACCGGGGGUCUCCACCUCCUGUCAGACUGGAAGCAAUGAGGUUUUUGUGCAAAUAAUAAUAAAAAGCUGCAUUGUUUUGUUGUGACAUUCUCUCGCUUCGCAGCCACUAAGAUAGUAGGUUUCCUCGCAACUUGACUGAUUCCUGUUCUGCUAUUGAGGGCUCUGCUGGUCCCUCUUCUGCCCCCCCCGCCCUGCUCAUUUCUGUUUUCUUUGCGAUUAAUCGCUGUAGAUGUGCAUUUGAGUUGUCGUGUCUUGCGUUUUUUGAAGCCGUCGAUAGACUCGUUGCAUAGCAAUUUCAAAGUCGGAGAGUGAUGCCUGUGCAGCUCUGUAGGUGAGGCAAUAACAGUUUCAGAGUUAUAAUGUUUUUAUUUCAUGUAUAAUCCCCUCAGUUCCUCGAACCAGCCCCAGCUCUUCCCGAGGUUUGUAAAUAUUCAAGUUAUUCCUAAGUGGUUAUCACCCUCCCCCCUCGCGGCGUCACCCUAAAGCGCAUGUAGAAAAAUCACCUGUGCCUUUCAGGUCCUGGCUAGCGAGCUCUUGUUUUAGCAUCCUGGUAUUGGGUACCAGGCCCAGAUAUAUUAACCGAUGCGUAGAUCACACAGAAUCUGACCAGGCGCUUGGCUCUUCCUGUUAACAUGCUUCGCUCGACAGACCCGUGUACCUCCUCCUGCGGGAUUCUUGAGCUAUGGAAGAGGUGUAAAAACAUUGCAGAUGGCCCUGCAGUGGCUGAUGGACCAGUUGGCUCAUCGACAUCAGAUGGUGGUGAUGCUAAUUCGUCUCGGGGUACCAGGAAGGCCCAUUGUCUCCCAGUGAGGUCCCCAUCCCGCUUUAGCUAUUGGCCAGAAACAUAACAGCAGGCCCCUCACCACCCAAAACCCCGUUCGCCAAUUUCAGUGCCCCCAGCUUUGAGACGGGUUUUAAAAUGAAAAGCCACUCUGGUUUGCAACUGUUAUCGGUGCAAUCAAAGGGAUUGAAUCAUAAGCAGAAACACGGCCGUGCGGCAUAACGAAUUCACUGUAGAGGCCACAUUAGCGGAGUUUUUCUUCCCUACGUCACGACUAAGAGCUUCCCCUUUUUGCUAAGGUAUGAGGGAAGCAUUGCUCAGCGGCACCCCCUUCUGGCGUGUUUUGGUCAGCAGUGUUACUAUAGUUACAGUCCCCCACCAUGCCUUGCCUGCUGGUGGGUUUGGUGUUGACUUAACUGUUGUGUUUGUGGUGAGUAGUAAUAUUGUAGAUCCCAGGCUCCACUGCCGUUUGUUGUUUUUUUUUUUUUUUUUUUUUUUUUUUCCUUGCUUAUCUAACUAUUUCUCUAACCUGCAUUCCUGUGUUUUAAGCUGAAGGGCAGUAUUUUUUUUCCCCGUUUACUAUUCGCUGCCGUUUAAAUAGGAACAAAGGCAUUUUUUUAGGUUGCUGCAUGGUUUGUGUUUCAAGGGAAGACAAGAGUGUAAUUAGCACGGUGCAUUUGCGUGCUGAUCUGCGGUCUGGCUCAACUGGGCAGUGCUGAUUUGUCUGUUUUAGAGGUUUAACGCUUAGCAAAACCAUUGAGUGGAAUACACCUUGUAACUGUUUGUUGUUCAAUAAAUAUGCAUUUCUUUACAUAAA
This is a messenger RNA of Brienomyrus brachyistius, 2594 nucleotides long. Its product is annotated as integral membrane protein 2A-like. NCBI's taxonomy places the organism in Eukaryota, Metazoa, Chordata, Actinopteri, Osteoglossiformes, Mormyridae. The record is from RefSeq and is a predicted model, not a curated record. Gene Ontology annotation, cellular component: Golgi apparatus; extracellular exosome; plasma membrane. The transcript is spliced from 6 exons. The coding region runs from base 145 to 897 and encodes 250 amino acids. Gene Ontology annotation, molecular function: amyloid-beta binding. Gene Ontology annotation, biological process: negative regulation of amyloid precursor protein biosynthetic process.